GCGAGGGGGUUGUCGGGAUGGGGGCCGGCGCCAACAUGGAGCCCUCAAUGGGAUGAGGGUGAAGCUGCCGUUGCCGGCUGCUCCUGUGUUCACGUCCCAUCAUGUUGGUGCACUUAUUUCGGGUCGGAAUUCGGGGUGGCCCUGUCCCAGGCAGGCUGACACUACCCCUCCGCUUCCAGACAUUCGCGGCCGUCAGGUGCUCUGAUGGCCGCCACAGCUCCUACCUCCUCAGGGCUGUGGCCCAGCUGCGCUCCCAGCUCCGGGCUCACCUCCUUCGAGCGCCUCCAGCUCCCAGCCAAAGACCCUCUGCCUGGCGCUGGGUUGGGGGCAUCCUUCUGGGCCCCGUGCUGUUGAGUAAGUGCCCCCGCUUCUGCCUUGUGGCGCUGUGUGAGGCAGAAGAGGCCCCUCCUGCCUGCUCCGGACCUUGUGUCGGGGAUUCCCGCUUUAACUGGAAGCUCUUCUGGCAAUUUCUGCGCCCCCACCUGCUGGUCCUGGCGGCAGCCAUCGUGCUGGCACUGGGUGCGGCCCUGGUGAAUGUGCAGAUCCCCCUGCUCCUGGGCCAGCUGGUGGAGAUUGUGGCCAAGUACACAAGGGACCAUGUGGGCAGCUUCCUGACUGAGUCCCGGAAUCUCAGCACCUACCUGCUCAUCCUCUAUGGCAUUCAGGGCCUGCUGACCUUCGGGUACCUGGUAUUGCUGUCCCGCAUCGGCGAGCGCAUGGCCGUGGACAUGCGGAGGGCCCUCUUCAGCAACCUGCUUCGACAAGAUAUUGCUUUCUUCGAUGCUAAAAAGACAGGGCAGCUGGUGAGCCGACUGACAGCUGAUGUGCAAGAGUUUAAAUCAUCUUUCAAACUCGUCAUCUCCCAGGGACUGCGAAGCUGCACCCAGGUGGCUGGCUGCCUGGUGUCCCUGUCUAUGCUGUCCCCCCGCCUCACGCUGCUGCUGAUGGUGGCCACACCCGUUCUUAUGGGAGUUGGCACCCUAAUGGGCUCGGCUCUCCGAAAGUUGUCUCGCCAGUGUCAGGAGCAGAUUGCAAGGGCGACAGGCGUAGCAGAUGAGGCCCUGGGCAACGUUCGGACCGUGCGGGCCUUCGCCAUGGAGCAUCGGGAAGAGGAACGCUACGGAGCAGAGCUGGAGGGGUCCCGCUGUAAGGCAGAGGAGCUGGGCAGGGGCAUCGCCUUGUUCCAGGGGCUCUCCAACAUUGCCUUCAACUGCAUGGUCUUAGGCACUCUGUUUAUUGGGGGCUCCCUCGUGGCUGGACAGGAGCUGACAGGGGGAGACCUCAUGUCCUUCCUGGUGGCCUCCCAGACGGUGCAGAGGUCCAUGGCCAACCUCUCUGUCCUGUUCGGCCAGGUGGUGCGGGGGCUCAGUGCGGGUGCCCGGGUGUUUGAGUACAUGACUCUGAGCCCGUGCAUUCCGCUGGCUGGGGGCUGCUGCAUCCCCAGAGAGCACCUGCGCGGGGCCGUCACGUUCCACAACGUCUGCUUCAGUUACCCCUGCCGCCCUGGCUUCCAGGUGCUCGAAGACUUCAGCCUCACGCUGCCCCCUGGCAAGAUCGUGGCCCUCGUGGGCCAGUCCGGCGGAGGAAAGACCACGGUGGCUUCCCUGCUCGAGCGCUUCUACGACCCCACGGCCGGCGUAGUGACCCUGGAUGGGCGGGACCUGCGAACCCUCGAUCCCUCCUGGCUCCGAGGCCAGGUCAUCGGCUUCAUCAGCCAGGAGCCAGUCCUGUUCGGAACGACGAUCAUGGAGAACAUCCGUUUUGGGAAGCUGGGUGCCUCGGAUGAAGAGGUUUACGCAGCUGCCCGGGAGGCCAAUGCCCACGAGUUCAUCACCAGCUUCCCCGAGGGCUACAACACCAUAGUCGGUGAGCGGGGUGCAACCCUGUCUGGUGGCCAGAAGCAGCGCCUAGCCAUUGCCCGUGCCCUCAUCAAGCAACCCACGGUGCUGAUCCUGGACGAGGCAACCAGCGCACUAGACUCAGAGUCCGAGCGGGUCGUGCAGGAGGCCCUGGACCGCGCCAGCACUGGCCGCACAGUGUUGGUCAUCGCACACCGGCUCAGCACCGUGCGUGGGGCCCACCACAUCGUCGUCAUGGCCCACGGCCAAGUCUGUGAGGUGGGGACCCAUGAAGAGCUCCUAAAGAAGGGUGGGCUCUAUGCGGAGCUCAUCCGGAGACAGGCCCUGGAUGUCCCAGCUCCCGAGAUGCCCAGAGGCCCCAGGAACCGCCACCCCAAGUCCUGAGAGCAGCUGUUUAAGGUCUGGUUGCCGCCGAACAUCGGCACCCAGGACUGGGGCUCGGCUCAGGGGAGCUCCCAGGGACCAAACACCCAGGAAGACCAGUGCGCUGGGGUGUGGGCUGCUGCUCCCCUGCUCACAGUGCAACCUGGGACUCUCGCUGAGCUGGAGGCGGGGAGGUCGGGACCACUCCCUCCGCCCCCCCGCCCCCGUUUCCCCCUCCUGCCUACCUCCCUCCUGCCAGAGCCAUGAGUCAUUAGGCUGCACAGAGGAGGCAGAGUCCCCAGGCCCCUACUCUGUUCCCUCCCUCUGCCCAGAUCCUCCCAACCCCUCUCAGGAACCCUGCCAAGUAUCCCCCUACCUGAUAGCCUAAAGGCUUCCGGCCCCACCUCUGUACAAAUCAGGAGUUCACACUGGGGUUCCCCAUACCCGUGCCAGGACCUCACCGUCCUAGCUUGACUCCCCUCUGUCCUCCGUCCCCACUGCCUCUCUGAGCCCUGGGGGAAGGAACCCGCCCCUUGGGCCAGGCCCUCGAACCCACAGUCCCCAUCCUGAGAACAGCUUCCCCUCCUCCCUGCUCCGUGAAUAAUGGUCCUUUUUCUAGGUUUCAUCCCCCCCUCCCACUCCCGUCCAGCGGAACAAGUGCCCCACAUGCCUCCAGCCCGUGGGAAGGGGGAGAAGGGGCAGGGCAUGCCAUGGUCUGUUCCUCAAGGAGCUUCCGGCUCACCAAGCCAUCGCAGCCCUGCCCUGGCCCCGUGCACCUCGUCUCCGUCACCCUGUGAGAUUGUGGACAGCCCCCUUACACGAGGACACCCAGCCCUGAAGGAGACUAAGGAGGAACCGACACACCCCAGGCUCCAGCCACAAGGGUUGUAUGGUGCUGGCGGUCACCAAACCUCUAGGGGGAAGUUGAUACUUUGCCCCCAGGCUGACAAAACACAAAAUCAGUUGGACAGGCAGUGCCCUGUGUCAGGGGCGGCAGCCGUGCGUAGGACCAGCAGAGCCCGCUGUAGCCGGAGGCCAGCCUGGAAGAAGCAGCAGCGGCUCAGGUGUGAGUGCAGGAGGCCCCGCAGCCUCUUCUGGGUGUGGCUUAGGAGCAGAUGCUCCUCUGGGACAAAGCACCUGAAAUGUCCCCGGGCCACAGCCACCCAGGUUUGAUACCUGCUUCCUUACAGAUCAGAGGUCACUGCCGGGGCGGCCACAGCCCAGGGGGGCAGCGCGUGGGCUGGCUCUGGGUUGCUUUGCCGCUAAACGCCCACCCAGGAGGCACAGCCCAGAGCCAGCCUCCGCUCCCAGCCAGGUCCACGGCGGCCUGCCAGACCCCUCCCAGGGAGAGAGAGCAGACAAGCUCCUGUUCCCCCAGCUCCAGCCCCAGCCCCCCCAGAGACCCCUCCUGAUGCCAGACUCCGGUCUCUCCGGACCUCUUCAGGGUGGCCUCCAAAUCCCAGCUCCCCCACCCCCCAACCCAGGGAAGUAGUGAGGUCUGUGGUGGGCCUUGAGCCGGAAGGUUGUGCGGUCAGCCUCACGCUCGCCACGUGGCCUCAGCCUCAACCUUGGCCUCGGCGACUAUUCAACGUGGGUCAUAAGCCUGGCGGUACCUCAUCCUGAGAGUUUGUUAUAAGAGUUGAAAUGGGAUGAUCUGUGGUAAAGUACUUAAAACUCCCAGUGCCACAGCCUCGGGAGCUGGUCACGUGUACAAUAAACUGUUGUUCACUCCCUGCUUCCAA
Herpailurus yagouaroundi (jaguarundi) is the source of this 3964-nucleotide messenger RNA. It is a transcript of the gene ABCB8, whose product is annotated as ATP binding cassette subfamily B member 8. Gene Ontology annotation, molecular function: ATP binding; ABC-type oligopeptide transporter activity; ATP hydrolysis activity. The coding region runs from base 102 to 2243 and encodes 713 amino acids. The record is from RefSeq and is a predicted model, not a curated record. Gene Ontology annotation, biological process: oligopeptide export from mitochondrion. The transcript has 16 exons. Gene Ontology annotation, cellular component: mitochondrial inner membrane. NCBI's taxonomy places the organism in Eukaryota, Metazoa, Chordata, Mammalia, Carnivora, Felidae.